AUGUGGGACCAGGCAGAUCCUAGUCAGAACACAAAACGUGAGUCUGGAAGAAAAGUCCAGACAGGAAACAUCACUGCUGCGAAGACCAUUGCUGACAUCAUCCGAACAUGUUUAGGACCAAGAGCUAUGAUGAAGAUGCUUUUGGACCCCAUGGGUGGCAUUGUGAUGACCAACGAUGGCAAUGCUAUUCUUAGAGAAAUCCAAGUCCAGCAUCCAGCUGCAAAAUCAAUGAUAGAGAUCAGCCGCACGCAGGAUGAAGAAGUUGGGGAUGGGACCACAUCUGUCAUUAUCCUUGCCGGAGAGAUGCUGUCUGUUGCUGAACACUUCCUUGAACAGCAGAUGCACCCAACUGUGAUCAUCUGGGCUUAUCGUAAGGCUCUGGACGACAUGAUCAGUAUUCUGAAGAAAAUUGGCACUCCAGUGGAUGUGAACAACAAAGAGAUGAUGCUUAAAAUAAUAAAGAGUGCGAUAAACACCAAGGCAAUAAACCGCUGGUCUGACUUGGCCUGUAGCAUCGCUCUUGAUGCCGUUAAGACCGUGGAGUUUGAAGAGAAUGGCAGAAGGGAAAUUGAUAUUAAAAAAUAUGCAAAAGUAGAAAAGAUUCCAGGUGGUUUUAGUGAAGACUCGUGUGUUUUGCGGGGAAUCAUGGUGAAUAAAGAUGUGACCCAUCCCAGAAUGCGUCGCCUUAUUAAGAAUCCACGCAUUGUCCUUCUGGAUUGUUCCCUAGAGUACAAGAAAGGAGAGAGCCAGGUAAAGUGGGUCCUGUUGGAGGCGUCCACCAUUCUUGAUUUAAGACAUGUGAAGUGAACAAAUGCAGAUGGC
Molecule: messenger RNA, 822 nt
Organism: Empidonax traillii (willow flycatcher)
Lineage: Eukaryota; Metazoa; Chordata; Aves; Passeriformes; Tyrannidae
Product: T-complex protein 1 subunit gamma-like
Exons: 8
Coding region: 1-807 (268 amino acids)
Biological process (GO): protein folding
Cellular component (GO): chaperonin-containing T-complex
Molecular function (GO): ATP-dependent protein folding chaperone; ATP hydrolysis activity; ATP binding
Source: RefSeq, a predicted model, not a curated record